AUGAACCAUCCCCGGCUGGAAGAAAUUGGAAGUGGAAAGUCUUUGCUUGAUGUAAGCGGUAUUCCAAUUUCCACAGCCUGUUCUUCGACGCCGUCCGCUUCGCUUUCGGAUGAAGAAAGGAAAGCGUCAUUCCGCGAUCGCUUCGGGCCAGACCCUGAACCAACAACAGAGAAACGAGCUUGUAGGCCUUUUUCUGUUAUGCGAGGGCGAUCCGGGCGUUUUGAAAAGCAGGCCCGAGUUGCUAGUACUGCUGAAGAGUUGGCUAUGUGCCUUCCCGAUUCGCCGCCAACUCUUGGAGGCUCUCCAAAGCUGAAAAAAUCCUCAAUGUGGAGUACACUCUUUUCUUCUAGUGCCAGACUGGAAGAAUCUUCAGCUCAUCGCCCGACGUCCUCUGCGUGGAUUACUGCAAUGCUUCCACAUCGUAAGGGUGCUAAGUCUUCUCCGUCUGGUAGUAACAUUUUGGCUCGAUCUUCUACCGCCUUUUCUAAAAAUGAGGACGAUGUACGUUCCACUGACCGUGAGUCACUUGUGUUCAAGAAUCAGCCGCUACAUCGCAAGGUCAUGAAACGUGAAACCUACACAGUGGAAGAAGACACGCAAACGCGACAUCCGAAAGCAUCAUUUUCCCGUCAGAAUGGUUCCUCGGUCGCAAAAUCCCCGCACAGUAUUGCCCCGUCGAUCGUAGAACAAGACGCAUUCGAUCAAUCCAGGUCUUAUCUUGGUUCUCCGCUUUGGACCCCUGAUUCUCCGAACUCCGAGAAACACGACCGAUGGACACCGCCACACAAGAAUACGGGAUUGUUACGGAAAGAAUUUGGAAUUGAAUCUUCCCAAGAGCUCACUUGGCUCAAGCACCCUCUUCGAGACUUGCUGGGGAAAUCAAAACAGAGUAACGAGACAGAGCCGAGGCAUGCCAUGGGAAAGAAGCCUUCGCAUGACAACUUUCAAGUACAAGAUGGCGAUGGAGGCGCGUUCGGCCUCCAAGGAUCGUCCGUUCUUCUCGGUAACAGGCUUUCACAGAUGCGUGCAGCGGGCGAUCCAAUUUCACUGAAAGUUACAUUAUCAUUGGAUAAGGAUCUGAAAGAUGAAGAUCUCAACAAUGUAGGCAAAUUGCUCUCACAAUUAGAGCAAUAUCUGUCAAUUGCACCAAGACAAGGACACUUUCUCAAUCAGCACUUUUCUACGAAGAAAAUAUUCAAUGAAGCCGGAAGUAUUGACCGUGAGUCAACGGGAAAACAUGACGCAAUGCGCCAGAAAUUGUUCGAGCUGGAAGCUGAAAUUGAUCGUACCGCGUUGGAAAGCGCAGCCGCAGCUAUGUUGCUCGAGGGGUGCCAGGAUGAGAAGUUAUCGGAUCACAACUUGAUGGUUGCUUCUUCUCCGGUUGCUGCGUCUGAGAAGGAUUCAUCCUCGUUAAGUAGCGAUGCCGAUGAACUUGUCGCCCAGCCCGCACUCUUUUAA
Phaeodactylum tricornutum CCAP 1055/1 is the source of this 1458-nucleotide messenger RNA. RefSeq lists its product with no specific name. Lineage: Eukaryota; Bacillariophyta; Bacillariophyceae; Surirellales; Neidiaceae. The transcript has a single exon. Bases 1 to 1458 code for a protein of 485 amino acids. The record is from RefSeq and is a predicted model, not a curated record.